Perkinsus marinus ATCC 50983 is the source of this 801-nucleotide messenger RNA. RefSeq lists its product as hypothetical. The coding region runs from base 160 to 801 and encodes 213 amino acids. The record is from RefSeq and is a predicted model, not a curated record. NCBI's taxonomy places the organism in Eukaryota, Perkinsozoa, Perkinsida, Perkinsidae. The transcript has 3 exons.
GGCAAAUCGUUCCAGCUUAAUAAGACUUUAGCAGCAGGCAAUAUCACUGGGGUACUCCUGGACCUUUCUGAGAGAUCGAUUCUCAGCCGUGCCUGUCUAGAUGGAGAUGCCAAGAACCCGAACGCUGGCAAGUCUGAAAAAGUUGCGUUUGACGAGAUUAUGCUCGCUCACGAGCCACCAAUCAAGAAUUGGCGUCGUCAUCAUGCGGUUUUUGUCUGGAAACAUCUCCGGAAGAUGGCAAAGCGAUGGCCUUCAUGCAAUGCCGUCAUACUCGAUUCGUGCCACUUGUUGGAAUCAUAUCGAAGGUGGCUCCGGCAGUCUGUGGUCCCAAUGAGUGUCACCAUACAGUACACUGUGGUGCUUCCAGACUCGGUGAGAACACUUCACGAGCGAGCAGGGGCUGCCUCGCGUCUACGUCGAAUGAUCACGGCUACAAGUGACUCGAGUUUGUCACUUCCAGUGGAAUCAAAAGGUGUCAAAGUCAUACAUGCUACUAUUGGUGGCCGGGAAGUGUCGCAGAGAGUGUUUGAUGACUGGAUUAAAGCUAUGCAUGAGGAGCCUGAGACGAAACGUUCACGACUACGAGACUCUGAUGAUAUCGUUGAGGAUCCUGCUGACUUGUCGAUGCUCAGUGGCCAAUGUGCGAGCUUGGAGAUCGAUGUGCCAUGCUACGAUGAAUGUUGGCCGAGGGCAGCACCACCCGUUGAUGAUCCCAAGUCGGUCGAGAGUACUGUGAUGGUGGCGGAGACAGCUGGUGCCGACACGAUUUAUGGAAUGCUUGAUGAACUUGACGAUAUAUAA